CACUUUGCUAAAGAACGGCUAGAAGACAACUUCGCUUCAAACGGAGAAGAGUUCUCUGCAGUAAACACAAAAAUUGAUAUGAAAAUCUUUGCAAUUCUCUUGGCAGUUAGCUAUAUAAGCUCUGCCUAUGGUUUCUCUAAUAUUGGACGUGCCAAUGUUGAGAUAUCAGAUAGUAAGUUCCAAUGCGACAAAAUGCUUUGCCCCUCAAGUGCUGAACGUUGUGUGGUUACCAAGGAGAAGGAUCCAAAGAACCCCCGAGUCUUGGUUCGCACAAAUACCUGUCUCUCACGCACUGGCGUUGAAUUGAGAAAGAAAACAUGGCAAGAAGGCACCAAUCCCAAUGCCAAGGUUAGCGUACACAUUGAAGGACUUCGCUAUGUAGGAUAUACUCCUUACAAACCCGCUGCCAAUGGCAAGCCCGCAAAACCAGGAAACCCAGCUAAGACAAAACCACAAAAACCGAAUUCCAACUGGAACUUGCCAGAUUCCAAUGACGAUGAUAAUGAUGCAUUUAAUAGGGCUGUUGAUGAACUUGCCAAGGAUUUUGAUUUUUAAUACUUACACCUCAGCAAAAGAACCUUAAAGCUUUAAUGUUCCACUUGAAAAGAACUAACAUCUUUGUAACAAAAGGUUAAUAAAACAAUUUUAAAA
This is a messenger RNA of Stomoxys calcitrans (stable fly), 651 nucleotides long. RefSeq lists its product as uncharacterized. NCBI's taxonomy places the organism in Eukaryota, Metazoa, Arthropoda, Insecta, Diptera, Muscidae. The record is from RefSeq and is marked provisional.